This is a messenger RNA of Oncorhynchus tshawytscha (Chinook salmon), 1958 nucleotides long. RefSeq names its product neuronal acetylcholine receptor subunit alpha-7-like. Gene Ontology annotation, molecular function: transmembrane signaling receptor activity; acetylcholine-gated monoatomic cation-selective channel activity. The record is from RefSeq and is a predicted model, not a curated record. Gene Ontology annotation, cellular component: neuron projection; postsynaptic membrane; synapse. Gene Ontology annotation, biological process: nervous system process; monoatomic ion transmembrane transport; chemical synaptic transmission. NCBI's taxonomy places the organism in Eukaryota, Metazoa, Chordata, Actinopteri, Salmoniformes, Salmonidae. The transcript is spliced from 10 exons. Bases 324 to 1880 code for a protein of 518 amino acids.
UGCGGUUAUUCGAUGAUUUGCCUCUGCAAGGACAGCAUGACUAGUUCUGUCACAGCCAUGUGAGUUUAGUGUCGCGAUUCGCAUUUUCAUUUUGGAGGGCUUCAAGGAAGAGCACCCGACCAACCCCCCCGGAGCACAAGUACAAAUCCGUAUCUUCGCAUGUCAAGCCUCGUUAUCAACUAUUUUCAACCGUUUGCCAGGCGUUGUCUGGGAUGCCCGGUGACUUAUUGGCGUUUUUUAAUUACCGGUGACUGUAUAACAGUGGUCUCGGAACUGUCACAUAGUCUAGGCUAUCAUAGGAGGCACAUUUGGUCUGUCAUGCAAUGGAGGCUCGGAUUUUUACCCUUUAUUUACUUAUCAUCGUCUGCUUGUUUCACGUGUCUCUACAGGGACAGCACCAGCGCAGACUGUACAAGGACCUGAUGCGAAACUACAACCCUCUGGAGCGUCCCGUGUUCAAUGACUCCCACUCGCUCACCGUACACUUCAGCUUCAGCCUCAUGCAGAUCAUGGAUGUGGAUGAGAAGAACCAGGUCCUGACGACCAACAUCUGGUUACAGCUGUACUGGACUGACUACUACCUGCAGUGGAACACCACAGACUACCCUGGAGUUACCAAUGUCAGGUUCCCUGACACCCAGAUAUGGAGGCCUGACAUUCUCCUCUACAACAGCGCUGACGAGAGGUUUGACGCCACCUUCCACACCAACGUCCUAGUCAACUCCACUGGCUACUGCCAGUAUCUCCCCCCAGGAAUCUUCAAGAGCACAUGCUACAUCGACGUGCGCUGGUUUCCCUUCGAUGUCCAGCGCUGUGACCUCAAGUUUGGCUCGUGGACAUACGGGGGCUGGUCUUUAGACCUGCAGAUGAUAGAGGCGGAUGUGACUGGAUACAUUGCUAAUGGAGAGUGGGACCUUGUGGAGGUCCCCGGACGGCGGAACGAGCGUUUCUAUGACUGCUGUAAGGAGCCUUACCCUGACGUGACCUUCACGGUGGUGAUGCGUAGACGCACCCUCUACUACGGCCUCAACCUGCUCAUCCCCUGUGUCCUCAUCUCCACCCUGGCCCUGCUCGUUUUCCUGCUGCCCGCGGACUCUGGAGAGAAGAUCUCACUGGGUAUCACUGUGCUGCUCUCUCUAACUGUCUUCAUGCUCUUGGUAGCCGAGAUCAUGCCGGCCACCUCCGACUCUGUUCCUCUCAUAGCCCAGUACUUUGCCACCACCAUGGUCAUCGUGGGCCUGUCCGUCAUCGCCACCGUCCUGGUCCUCCAGUACCACCAUCAUGACCCGGACGGAGCCAAAAUGCCAAAGUGGACACGCGUGGUGCUCCUGAACUGGUGCGCCUGGUUCCUGCGAAUGAAGCGGCCCGGCGAGGAGCGUGUGCGUCUGGCCUGCCACAACAAGCAUCCGCGCAACAGCCUCUCCAGUGUGGAGCUCAGUAUGAGCCAGGGGACCCUCCAGCCCACCAAUGGCAACAUGCUCUACAUUGGCUUCCGGGGCAUGGAGGGCAUGCACUACACCACCACCCCCGACUCUGGCGUCAUCUGCUCCAGGCUGGUGGGGGCAGGGGACGAGGAGGUGCUGCUACCCGGGGCCGGGCUGCCCAACUUGGGCAGCAUGGCAGGCGGCACCGGGGUGGGGGUGGCGAGCCCCGUGGACUCCGACAUGUCCAAGAUCCUGGAAGAGGUGCGCUACAUCGCCAAGCGCUUCCGGGGCCAGGACGAGGACGAGUCGCUGUGCAAUGAGUGGAAGUUUGCGGCAUCUGUGAUUGACCGGCUGUGCCUGAUGGCGUUCUCUGUGUUCACCAUCCUCUGCACCAUCGGCAUCCUCAUGUCAGCGCCAAACUUCGUGGAAGCCAUCUCCAAAGACUUCUUCACCUGAGCGGGCUGUUUAUGUUGGAGGAUGAGAGGGAUGGGGUCACGUGUGUGUGUGUGUGUGUGUGUACAUGUGUGUGUUUGU